GAGAUCAACUUUGAAAAUAUUUGAUUUUUGGGUUUGUUUGGGAAGCCAAUGCCAUUUGUUUAGAAUUGUGAUUAAAAAGUUUUGAAAGAGGACUGAUUUUCAAUGUCUUGGGCUGGCCCUGAUGAUAUCUUUCUCUCCACUUCUCUUGCAACUUAUCUCGACAAGAAACUCCUUGUCUUGCUGAGAGAUGGCCGGAAGCUUUUGGGAUUACUACGUUCUUUUGAUCAAUUCGCUAAUGUUGUUCUAGAAGGAGCUUGCGAACGGGUUAUUGUUGGCAAUUUGUACUGUGAUGUCCCGUUAGGUCUCUAUGUAAUCCGUGGGGAGAAUGUUGUCUUAAUAGGAGAGCUGGACUUGGAAAAGGAGGAGCUUCCGCCACAUAUGACUGCUGUGUCGGAAGCUGAGAUAAAAAGGGCUCAGAAAGCUGAAAGGGAAGCAACAGAUCUGAAGGGCUCCAUGAGAAAAAGAAUGGAGUUUCUUGAUUUCGAUUAAUGGAUCCCGCCAGUUCGAUAGAGUUUCAUGCUAUGUUCGCAAAUAUUAGUGCGAUUUUGACCCAAAAAUUGUAACAACGGUGGGAUAGCAUGAAAGAUUCUUGCAUUAUAUCUGUUAUUGGAGGAGGAAGUUAAAAGAAGGGGUAAAAGUUCUCAACCAUUCUGAAGACCUUGUAUAUCUGCUAAAAAAGCUUGGCGAGAGGAAGUUCGUUUUUCCCAUCUCUUAAGAGGCAAGUAAGAUGAUUUCCUCUACGUGUAAUACGGGUUUUAGGGUUCUAGAAGUGUUCUAUUUAUACCCGAAAACGUCUUUACUCCUUAUUUUAAGUUUAUCUACUUCCUUUCUGGGAUCUUACAUUUCAUUUGAGUAGAGAACUGUUCAAGAUUGCUGUAGAUUUACUUUGGCGCCGCAUUUUGUUAUGGCACUAUCACUUUCGAUUAUAUUCGUAACAUGUUUAGUUAUGUUUCAUGAUCAUUAGAU
Messenger RNA from Hibiscus syriacus, 966 nucleotides. Its product is annotated as sm-like protein LSM1B. The record is from RefSeq and is a predicted model, not a curated record. Gene Ontology annotation, cellular component: P-body; Lsm1-7-Pat1 complex. Gene Ontology annotation, molecular function: RNA cap binding. Gene Ontology annotation, biological process: deadenylation-dependent decapping of nuclear-transcribed mRNA. The transcript has 5 exons. NCBI's taxonomy places the organism in Eukaryota, Viridiplantae, Streptophyta, Magnoliopsida, Malvales, Malvaceae. The coding region runs from base 103 to 489 and encodes 128 amino acids.